UAUAAAUUUGAAAAACAGUGUAUUCUUUUUGUGUUUAUGUUGUGUUCUAAGAUGACAACAACAUUUUGGAUUUUUUUCUUUCCUUUUCUUUUGAUCAAACACAAAGCCAUUUCAGGUCGAGAGAGUUCAGCGUCGGUUUCAUCGAUUCUGAUCUUUGGCGAUUCGACAGCGGACCCCGGGAACAAUAACUACAUCUACACUCCGUUUAAGAGCGAUUUCUCCCCUUAUGGAAGAGAUUUCUUUAACCACUCAGCAACAGGAAGGUUUACUAAUGGUCGCCUUGCUAAUGAUUUUAUUGCUAAGUACAUUGGAUUGAAAGAGAUGGUGCCUGCAUAUCUUGAUCCCUCUCUCACCAUUGAUGAACUGAUUAGUGGAGUCAGUUUUGCUUCUGCUGGAUCAGGAUUUGAUCCUCUUACUCCAUCCAUAAGCAAUGUGAUCCCCCUGUCGGAUCAGCUGAGCCACCUGAAAGAAUACCGACAAAAAGUGGAGGCCGUAGUCGGGGAGGCGAAGGCGAAGGAGGUGCUAAGCAACGCCCUUUUCCUAGUAAGCGCAGGCACAAACGACUUCGUCGUCAACUACUUCACCUUACCCAUUCGAAGAAGAAGUUACACAAUCCCAAGAUACAUAGAUUUCGUCAGCAACGGAGCUACUCAGUUUUUGCAGGAAUUAUUGGAUGAAGGAGCUCGAAGGAUCGGAGUGGUGGGGCUGCCGCCGAUGGGUUGUCUACCGUUGGUGAUAACCCUCUUCACCAAUCACCCCAUCCUUGACCGCGGCUGCAACGAAAAAUUCUCCUCCGUAGCUCGAGACUAUAACAAGAUUCUGCGGAAGGAGCUGGAUGCGUUGCAAGUUCGUGUGCGAUCCUCGGGAGCUAGAAUUGCUUAUUUGGAUGCUUAUACUCCACUCGAGGAGAUGAUUAUAGGCCAUAAAUACGGUUUUGACGUGGUAAACAGUGGAUGUUGUGGGACGGGCAUGGUGGAAGCAGCCUUUUUGUGCAACCGAAAUUCUCCAGUUUGCGAUGAUGCAUCCAAAUAUGUGUUUUGGGAUUCGAUUCAUCCUACUCAAAAAUCCUACCACCUUGUCUUUCAAUCCUUUCGCCCCGCACUCGAUUAUCUAGUUGGAAAUUAGUUGACACAAUUACACGAUACACCACUGGAACGGGCUGAUGAUGCUGUAAUUAUAUCGAUCAUUGCCUUCGGUGCUUGUCAUCUAGACUUUUUCUACACAAA
Salvia hispanica is the source of this 1226-nucleotide messenger RNA. Its product is annotated as GDSL esterase/lipase At5g45960-like. The record is from RefSeq and is a predicted model, not a curated record. Lineage: Eukaryota; Viridiplantae; Streptophyta; Magnoliopsida; Lamiales; Lamiaceae. Gene Ontology annotation, molecular function: hydrolase activity, acting on ester bonds.